Messenger RNA from Camelus dromedarius (Arabian camel), 4663 nucleotides. It is a transcript of the gene ARPP19, whose product is annotated as cAMP regulated phosphoprotein 19. NCBI's taxonomy places the organism in Eukaryota, Metazoa, Chordata, Mammalia, Artiodactyla, Camelidae. The transcript is spliced from 4 exons. The record is from RefSeq and is a predicted model, not a curated record. Gene Ontology annotation, cellular component: cytoplasm. Gene Ontology annotation, molecular function: protein phosphatase inhibitor activity. The coding region runs from base 365 to 703 and encodes 112 amino acids.
GAAAAGCCUUAGGCGAUGACGUAGUAUUGGGGAUGUGAAAGACACAUAGGGUUAGGCAGGCGAAGCCGACUUGUGAAGCACAGAGCUUUGGGUCGCCCAAAAUAGUCUGUGCGGCCGCGAAGCGGGGAGCGAGGAGAACCCGACUAGGUAAGUCUUGGGAAGUGGAAAUAGGAAAAGUUCUUGCGAUCGAAGGGACCAGAAGACGCAGGCAAAGGCGCGGAGAGACGGCUCCGCCCAUAAACUACAAUUCCCAGGAAGCAAUUCGGCAGACGGAUGUGAGGUGAGGCGCGAGCCCCGACCUUUGAAGGAAAGAAGGAAGUGAUUGGGCGUCGCAGAGCGGGAGAAGCGAGUAAGAGGGAGCAGUAUGUCCGCGGAAGUCCCCGAAGGAGCCUCCGCGGAGGAGCAGAAGGAAAUGGAAGAUAAAGUGACUAGUCCAGAGAAAGCUGAAGAAGCAAAAUUAAAAGCAAGAUAUCCUCAUCUGGGGCAAAAGCCUGGAGGUUCAGAUUUUUUAAGGAAACGGUUGCAGAAAGGGCAAAAAUAUUUUGAUUCUGGGGAUUACAACAUGGCUAAAGCAAAAAUGAAGAACAAGCAGCUUCCUACUGCAGCCCCGGAUAAGACAGAGGUCACUGGUGACCACAUUCCCACUCCACAGGACCUUCCUCAGCGGAAACCAUCUCUUGUUACUAGCAAGCUGGCUGGCUGAUUAAAAGAGCUGAACUGCAUGAAUCUUCUAAUUCCUGUUAUUUCUCCUUACUAUGUUACUUCUCUGCUUUUUAUUUCCUUUCAUUCACUAAGUCAUUUGAGACUGACGGCUUUGCAGGUAGCGGUAGUGUGUGCUGCUAUUGUAAAGGAAUACACAUGUGUAGGGUUUUUUAUUAGUUUAACAGUGCACUGAUGAAAAGAACAUGUUAGAGCAACAUAAAGUAAUCAAUCUACUUGAAAGUAAUUGUAUAUAUUACCUAACUCCUAGUGUAGGGCUGGUUCCAACAAGUAACAAGCAAGUUUUACAAUUUUAAUGUUUUGGCUUUCUUUAAUUCAUCUUAAUUACAGCUUUGUAUGUUACUCUUAUUUAAUAUAACCUCUAUUGUAUUGAUUUCUUCUGUAUUUUUCCUUUGGAUUUUGUAAAACAGAAGUUUAAGACCACAAGUUAGAAGAAAGGUCACAUAUUUCAAACACAUAGAUGGGGCUCCGAAAGAUUUGUAUCCUGUGCUUGAACUUGAAUGGCCUUAAAUCUGUUUCAGCUUUAACAAUAGAAUUUUACUUGGGCAAUAUUUGCCCAUUCUGGUGUAACUAUGUGACUCUCGUGCUUAACAGCUGCCGUUGAAGCUAACAUUCUUAUUCAGUUCUGUAGUGUUAGGAUACCUUUUGUUGUUGAAGAUGUGAAUGAAGUGUGCAUGUGCAUUGACUGUUGAAUUCACUUUUGUGCCAUUUUUGUAAAUAUAAUAGUUUUGCACAACCUCUCACAAAUGUCUCUAUUAAUUUCACAUAUUAAAAAGUAGAUGAUGUGCCAACCAGAAGCACAAGAGUUCCUACACAAAACUCUGUAUCUCAUUAGAGCUUUUGUAUAGAAAGUAGUUUACAGUCAUGGGGUCAUAGAAUACCAAACUGAAAUCUCUGCUCAGUCUGCUGCAGACAUAAGCUUUUCCAUGCGUCACUAAUAAUCCAUGACAUCCAGUGGCCUUGUGCAAAUACGAUAUGUUGCUUAGGCAUAUCUUUUGUCCUAUGCAGAACACUUCAUUUUGACUUCUAUGAAAAUUAUAAUUCAUGUAAUUUAUAUAAACUUUUUUAAUAUAGAAACUUUUUACUUCCACAGUCAAUUUUGGGGACACUAGAAUAAAAUACUUUGCCUCCUGUGGCCCCUUCCUCCUUUUUUUCCUGGCUUCUUUGACUCACAUUGUGUUGGGCUGUGCUGUUCGGUCUAUUCAGAAGCAUAGAUGUCUGUAUCUUUACUCUUGAAGCCUGCUCUGCUGAAUGCUGUAUUUUCUAACACAGUAAUGAUAUUUUCCUUAAUAAUUUCCCAGUUGUUAAUUAAGUACUCUUAAUCCUGAAUUAUUACUAAUAUUUGACAAUUGUUUAAAUAAAAGGAACUUUAUAAUGAAACAAAUACUUGAGAAGACUGGCCCAGGAACCUAUGUCAGGAUGAGCUGGAUUUUAAGUAAUUACAAUGAGCUAAGUGAAUUAGGCUUGUGACAAUUAGAGUAAUUUACAUGAUAGGUGGAACAUAUGAUAAAUAUUUAGGUGUUUUGCUUCUAUAGAUGUCAGUUUAAUAAAAUGUAAUUUUAAUUUUAUUUGUAAAGAACUUGUGGUAACUCUAGUUAGUAAGAACUUUAACUAACAGACUUUACUGGGACAAAUUUACUGUUCUUUUAGGAGUAGUGCAUCAUACAUACUGCAGUAUGAUGAUAAGAAUCCACAGCCUGAGAUGAUAGUAUUUUUUCUUCAUCUUUAACUUGGGCAGGGCCUCCCCUCUUUUGGAUCCAGGCAUCUUUUCUGGAUCUUUGCUCCAUUUGUACACCUGCUUUCCUGUGACCCCAAAUCGCCGUAGAUGAUGCCUUGCGCGUACAUAGUGCCUGCACUUCCAGGCUGCCUGGUGCUCUGUGGAGCUUGCUGAUUAUCUUCCUGCUCCACCAGCUUAAAAGACAGAAAACAACAAAAUCAGUAAUAUGCUAAUUUGUUACAAGGAUUGGUUAUAAAUAGAUUUGUAAUGGGAGUAGGGAUAUUCCAAAGUAUGUUUAAUCAUUGUAGGACUGAUUUUAAGAAUUACAAAAUACCCCAAAGUAGAAUUUCUGUAAUGUUUAGUGGGUUUUUUGUUUUGUUUUGUUUUGUUUAAUGACUUUGCAAGCUAUCACCAUUAAAUUCACAUACACACCGAAGAAGAUUAAUCUGAAAGAUGAGACCAUGUUAUUCUUGAUUAUGGUAGGAUUCCUGCUGUGUUUCAUGACAAGUGCUGUAAUCUCUGCCCUUGUUUUAGUUUGUAAAAUACAAUGCUAAUAUUUAACCUACCUCAAAAUUUGUUGAGGAUCUGUGAAAUACUGAGUAAGUGCCCAAAAUAAAAUACUGUCACUGUCUUUUUAUUAAAAGUAAAUUUUCUCAUUAAACCAACCUGCCUUCUGUAAAGUCACAGUGUUUAAUCAGGACUUUCCCUCAGGAAAGACCUGUUAUUAAGGAUUUGUAGGUAUAAUUGCUUAAUAUCCAUUAUUGGUGCUUGGGAUAGAGGUUUUACAUUCUUCUAUUUUUGUUCAGCUUCAAAACUUAGUUUUAGGUAGACAUUUUCAGGCUGUUUCACUAUUGCUUGAAUGAAGAUUUUGACUAGAUGAGCUUAGAUUUCAGAAUUGUGGUUUGAGAAAUGGCCAAUUUUAAUCAUUGUCCUAUUUAUUAUAAAUGAAAUGUGGAGUAAAUGGAAGUUGGACAUAACAAAUACUUCAUGAAAAUUAGCUAAAUUCUGAGCUUAAUUACCUGUUUCAUGUCCAGCAGCUCGUAUUCAACAGUACACUUCUGAGAAACAUUUUAAAAGCCUACAUUUGACUUAACAAUUACAGUUAUUGGCAUGUUGGGAUAGUAAGGAUUAUUGGAUUGUUCGGUGAACCGAGAAGGAGCAUGUCUGCACUCUGUUUACCAGUUACUCAAUAUUCUUGUGCUGUUCACCUAAGAAUAAGUUUUAACUGUUCAUCAAGGCCUCUACUUGUUAUUACUUCACUUAGAUUUAACAAAAACUAUACUUCUGAAUAUUUAUUGAAGCUUUCUACUAAAUCAGACAUGUAUUCUUUCUGAAUCCAAAUUAGUGAAGUUUUAUCAAUGCUGAAAUGUGACCUUUACUUAAAUUGUGCUAUAAACUUGGUGUUUGGUGAUCCAGGGGCAGACAGCCUAUAGGAAGAGCACGUCUAAGUGGCAACUACAGCAGUUUUCUGUGGUGGCCUUUUCACAUUUCCCAGCAUUUGGAAACUUUUCUUCCAUUUUUCAUUUUCUUUUUUCACCUCAUUUUACUUCACACCCCACCCCCAUCCCUGCUUAUUUCUUAAGCCCCAUGAUAGCAUUCAUUAAAUGGUAUUUAGGGCUGAUGAAUUUUCAAGCCUUAACAUCCUUCCCAAUAUCACAAUUAAGGGCCCAUUUUAAAUUUUCUAAAACACUUUCCUAAUCUGGAUAAUGACAAAUUUGAGCCACUGUCCCAACUCUGCAAUUCAGCAUGCACUGCUAGCCUUCCCCCAUAACCCUUCUCCCCCUGAUGCCACACCACACCUUGUAAAAUUGGGAUCAAAGAAGUCUCAUUCUGGGAUCGUUAAUCUAAGGAUUAACUGAUAAAACUGAUUUUAAUACUGUUUUGCUAGUUUCUGCUUUUUUAAAGUAGGUAGGCCUAUAAGUUUUACUAUCUGCAAAUCACCGAUGGUCAUGACAGCCAUUAAUGUAUGUUCGUGUUAUGUUAUUUAUCAAUUAAACAGCAUUUGAAAGAAAAAUCUAAUUUCUUUAAUAUGCCCUCAAACCUGUUAACUGCAUCUUUGUGAUGCAAUAGGACAGCUGCCUGUAUUAAAAGGGCCAAGAGCAAAUGCCUUUUUUUGUUGAAUAUAUCUGGAGUUGGCAGUUAAUGCUGAAAUUUGUCAAAUAGCCCUUCCAAAAUUAUACUUGUGAAAUACACAAAAAAUAAAUUGAUCUACUUAAUUUCUAUUGA